UUCUACGGCUCCACUACGGAAAUGGAAAUGGAAGAAGAUCAAUCAAUAUCAAGGCCUAAAGAGAUCUCCGAUGAAUCUCUGAAUCCAAUCUCUCAGAAACACGCAGCAAUGCUCCAGCGUCUCUCCAAUCUCCAUCAAUCCCGCCUCCAGGAGUCCAUUUCUCGCAAGACCGAUAACUCUUCUCCUCUUGAAUCCACUAAAUCCUUCUUAGAUCGCUUCUCAGAAGCCAAACGAUCCAUCCAGGACGAUCUGGAUCGUUGUCGUCUCGUUUCAGACCCAGAAUCCAAGGCUCGCUUGAAAUCGGAUCUGGAGAAGGUGUCCGUGUCCAUUGCCGAGAUUGAGAAACUUGUCUCUGAGAACUCCUAUUUCUUGCCUUCUUAUGAGAUUCGUUCUUCUCUUAAAACCAUUUCUGAGCUGAAAGAAAGUCUAGAAAAUGCAAAUUCUAAGUUGUUGCCCAAAAAGAAAUUUGCUUUCAAGAAUAAGGCGACAAAGAGAGAUCAGAACAACGCGACUUCCACAGCUGAAGUUAGGGCUUCUGAGACGAUUUUACCCGAAAAACUGAAUAUUCAAAUUCGGGAUUCUCCUGGUUUUAAGAACAGGGAAAAUGCGGUUUUAGUCAAGCACUUUAGGAGUUCGGAAGAAGGAGACUUCACUCUUUCUGAUCUUAAUUGCUGUGAAGUUCGUCUCACGGGCAGCUUGAGAGCGCUCUUCAUUCAUCGAUUGAGGAGUUGUCGCAUUUUUGUUGGACCUGUUCUGGGUUCGAUUCUCAUUGAGGAAGUUGAGGGUUGCUUAUUUAUGCUGGCUUCUCAUCAGAUAAGGAUUCACCAUGCCAGGAAUACGGACUUUUAUCUUCGUGUUCGUAGUAGGCCGAUAAUUGAGGAUAGUAGUAGUGUGAGAUUUGCGCCAUACCAUCUGUCUUAUGAAGGGCUUGAUAAGGACCUUCAAGAUUCUGGUCUUGAUGGAGAAUAUGGUAAUUGGGCGAAUGUGGAUGACUUCAGAUGGUUGCGAGCUGUGCAGUCCCCAAAUUGGUCCAUUUUACCGGAUGAUGAGAGAGUUAGCAUUGUAAAUAUAUCGAAUGCAGAUACCUGUAGUGAGGAUAGUUAGGAUAUUAUUCGUUUGGUUUUAUCCAACAAAUGCUGAACUGCAUGUUGUAAUGACAAGGUGGAGAAGAACAAGUACUGAACUACACUGUAAUCACAAAGUGGAGAAGCCCAGACUGGGUUUUAGGUAAUUGUCUGCCUUUUAUUUGAACAUUUAAUGAACCAUACAGAUUACAAUGUAACAGUCUUCAGGGUUUUCAUUUUUAGGUGGAUAUUUUGUUUUAACUGCCUAUUAUUAUGGUCCCUGAGUUUUUAAUUAUUGCAUCUUUCUUUCAUAUAUAAUUAUUUAUUAGAUUUUUAUGAAUAGUUCAUGGA
Molecule: messenger RNA, 1415 nt
Organism: Telopea speciosissima
Lineage: Eukaryota; Viridiplantae; Streptophyta; Magnoliopsida; Proteales; Proteaceae
Product: tubulin-folding cofactor C-like
Exons: 2
Coding region: 22-1104 (360 amino acids)
Biological process (GO): tubulin complex assembly; post-chaperonin tubulin folding pathway
Cellular component (GO): cytoplasm
Molecular function (GO): tubulin binding
Source: RefSeq, a predicted model, not a curated record